Molecule: messenger RNA, 1323 nt
Organism: Didymella exigua CBS 183.55
Lineage: Eukaryota; Fungi; Ascomycota; Dothideomycetes; Pleosporales; Didymellaceae
Product: DUF155-domain-containing protein
Exons: 1
Coding region: 1-1323 (440 amino acids)
Biological process (GO): positive regulation of mitochondrial translation
Source: RefSeq, a predicted model, not a curated record
AUGGCUUCCUUCGCAUCGAGUGCGCCUUCCGCCUUAAUCGGGUGCGCUGCCAGGUGCACACAGCGAAUACCUCGAACACUACAUAAUACCUCACCAUCAUCACAAGCCCCAGCACGAGCGUUCACUGCAGGCGCAAGAUUACAGAAAAAGCUAGAGGAGACGAACGGCAAAUCUGAGCAGCUAAAACAAGCGUCUCGGAAGACUGCGGGGAAGACGUCGUCUUUGCGCAGUGUUGCUGUUGAAGCACAACGAUCACGAACAUUCGUCAAGUCGCGUGGCCGAACGCGCUUUAUCGACCCAGACGCUGAAACUAAGACCGUCACCGCCUACUGCGCCGCCGAGAUGUACGAUAUCACAGUUGCCGCACGCCUCAUCAAGGCACAGGGCUACGAACUCGAUCCCUUCCAGACAGGCCUCUACCCACAAGUCAUCCACAUACAGACCAGUGACCGGCCGUCGGAAGUCAAAGACUUCCAGCAGGGUGACAUCUUCAUCUUUCCCUCAGGUACAGUCGUAACAUGGAAUGUUCGUGAGCGCGAAGCCCUGAAGCUCGUUCAACAGGUGCUACCUGCAGCAGCUGAAGGCUCACAUCUGGAGUUGCUCGAGACAGAGGACCUUGAAUACCUCGAAGAUGGCUCACGUGAGAGCAGCGAGGUUGUUGGAGACACCAUCGUGCUAGGUACAAAGCCUGAACAGGCGUCAGAGUCACCUUCUUUUCAGUCAGAGACUGGCCCAACGUCUUCAGAAGUUGACACUGUCCUCGCCAAGAUCGCUUUCUCGUCUGGCCUGGCACGCUCUACAAAGCUCGCCGUACUCGAGACUCUUCUCUCCAAUUAUCAACACUCGACUCGCGAAAUUCCCAACAUGCUAGCUGCAAAGCACAAUCGCUCGCCGUUCACACGCUCGUUCAUUCUGCGCAAAACCGGCGAGCUGCUCUCGAUUCGUGCUCAGCUCAAUCUCUACUCUGAGCUCACAGACAGUAUGCCAGAUCUUUUUUGGGACUCACGACACGAGCUAGGCUUGGGCGGCUACUACGAUGACGUUGGGCGCGCCCUAGAUGUCGGUGUCAGGAUUAAGGUGCUGAACGAGAAGAUCGGGUUCGCGCAAGAGAUUGCCAGCGUGUUGCGCGAGCAGCUGAGCGAGAAGCACGGGCUCAGACUUGAAUGGGCUAUCAUUGCGCUCAUUGCUGUGGAAGUAGUGUUGGAGUUUUGGAGACACUACGAUGAGAGGAAAGAAAGAGAUGACCCAGAGAGCACACAAGCGCUUCUCAGAGCGUAUCUCGAGCGCUUGGCAAAUGAGGAAGCGAAACACAGGAUCGCGUAA